Messenger RNA from Malassezia japonica, 2031 nucleotides. Its product is annotated as carnitine O-acetyltransferase. Lineage: Eukaryota; Fungi; Basidiomycota; Malasseziomycetes; Malasseziales; Malasseziaceae. The transcript has a single exon. Bases 1 to 2031 code for a protein of 676 amino acids. Gene Ontology annotation, molecular function: acyltransferase activity. The record is from RefSeq and is a predicted model, not a curated record.
AUGAAGCCGACCAGCCUUUUGCGCACUGACAUGCCCAAGACGUUCGGGAAGCAGGCAACGCUGCCCCGCCUGCCGGUGCCUGCCCUCAGCGAGUCGCUCGACCGCUACCUCAAGAGCCUCGAGCCGAUUUUGCAGCAGAAGGAGGACUUUGGCGAGCUGCCCUCGGGCGCGACUGCUGCCUCGGAGCUUGCGCAGCGCCGCCAGUGGGCUGAUGACCUGCUCGCCGGCGUCGGACCGCUGCUCAACGAGCGCCUGUACGACGUCGACCAGACCACCGACAACAACUGGUUCGACGACCGUUUCUGGCUGCAGAAGGCCUACCACGAGUGGCGUGCGCCCCUCCUGAUUAACUCGAACUGGUGGCUGAUGUUCCGCCCCGACGAGGACACGCCGAAGGAGGUUGCGAACUACCUCGGCGAUGCGCCCGCCUAUUCCCCCGAGGCCAUCACGAAGCAAAACUGGCACCAGUCCAAGUGGGGUCUGCGCCGCGCGACGUGGCUCACCUACCGCAUGGCGCUGUACAAGCUGGCACUCGACAAGGAGACGAUCAAGCCGGACGCGUCGCGCGCGGGUGCUUUCUGCAUGCACCAGUACUCGCGUGUGUUUGGUGUGACGCGUAUCCCGUCCCGCCCCCACGACUGGAACACGGCGUCGCGCCCGGAGAGUGCAAAGCACAUCACCGUCAUGGCGAACGACAACCUGUACGAGGUGCCCGUCUUUAACGAGCACGGCGAGAUCGUGCCGCUGCCCGAGCUCGAAAAGACGCUCGCGGCGAUCAUCGAGGACGCGUCGACGGGCCGUGGCGAGGCGCUCGGCCUGCUCACUGCCGAGCAGCGCGACACCUGGUCGCUGGCGCGCGAGCACCUCCUGACGCUCGCCCCGCAGAACCGCAAGAGCCUCGACUCGGUGCAGAGCAGCCUGUUUGUGCUGUCGCUCGACAGCAACGUGCUCGGCCUGCCCCAGGGCCACCCCAGCGCCGAGGUCGGCUGCGAGCCGGCGGUCGCCGAUGCGCACGCGAUCAGCACGUCGGGCGGCGGCCGCUUCGGCCACAACCGCUGGUUCGACAAGUCGCUCUGCCUAAACGUCGAGCCGAACGGCCGCGCGGGCUUCCUCGGCGAGCACUCGCCGGUCGACGCGCUGAUCCCGUCGAUUAUCGGCGAGUACCUCGUCUCGGUGCCCUCGCCCAAGCCCGAGGAGUCGUUCCCGCAGGACCUCGAGGGCGUCUCGCUCCUCGACGCGCCGGUCACCUUCCAGAAGCUCGCGUUUGUCACGGACGACAAGACGCGCGCCGCGAUCACGACCGCCGAGGAGAACGCCAAGGCGAUCGUGUCCGAGUCGGACAUUGGCGUGCUCUGGUACGACGAGUACGGUGCGGACUGGAUCAAGAAGGUCGCGCGCCAGGCGCCGGAUGCGUAUCUGCAGAUGGUGCUCCAGGUGGCCUACGCCUCGGUGCACGGCCGCCAGACGGCGACGUACGAGACGGCGAGCACGCGUCUCUUCAAGCACGGCCGUACCGACGUGAUCCGCUCCUUCUCGAACGACGCGUACGCGCUCGUGAAGGGUAUCCGCGAGAACAAGGCGCCGGAGGAGCUGUACAAGCUGCUCACCGCCGCCACGACCGCGCACUCGCGCCAGACGCGUGACCACUCCUUCGGCAAGGGCUUCGACCGCCACAUGGCCGGUCUCCGCCUCGUCUUCCGCCCGGAGGACGACGGAGAGUUCCCGGCGCUUUUCACCGACCCUCUCUUCACCGAGUCGCAGAGCUGGAAGCUCAGCACGAGCGGCCUCAGCGCGGGCGAUCGCUUCGUGGGCACCGGCUUCGGCUCGGGCUUCCCGGACGGCUUCGGCGUGAACUACCUCGCCGGUGGCAAGGUCCUCAAGUUCGGCCUGGAGUCGAAGCGCACCAACCCCAAGGGCGACGGCCAUCCGAUCGGCAUGUACAAGCGGAACAUUGUCGACGCGCUGCGCAAGCUCCGCUCGAUCGUCGAGCAGGGCCGCCCUGCGGACGAGCCGGAGAAGGCGAAGCUGUAG